This is a messenger RNA of Physella acuta, 655 nucleotides long. RefSeq lists its product as uncharacterized. The record is from RefSeq and is a predicted model, not a curated record. NCBI's taxonomy places the organism in Eukaryota, Metazoa, Mollusca, Gastropoda, Physidae.
CUCCAAACUGCGACUGUUGUAAUCCGUGGCCAUUUUGAAACACCAAUAGCAAGUUAGUCUUGGUGUAUUUACAAACACACACCACCAAGAUGCUGUUUUCGUUAUUUGGCAAGGAUAUUGCUAUUAACUUUCCACGCAAUACGUCCCCACUGGAGAACGGCCGAGGCGUGGUCUGGGAGAAUGCCGUGGUGACCAGCUACCCGGCCAGCUCGUUCACCCUCAGGUCCAUCCUCUCGUCCUGCCAGACGGCGCUCUUCAAUGGCGGGAAAACCAUCUUUAGACCUAAUAUACAUAAAGUGGCAGAAAGAACUAUCGUACUGGAGAGGACGGAAGCGGAUGAAAAGUUUGUUGUAGAGCCGGGAUUUAAGGAUGAAAGUGAAAUGCCGUCAUCAAAUAUUUUCCCCGAAAUAGAGUUGGAAGCUUUGAAGCCCGUUGGUCGGGGCGAUGGAGACUUCGGUGAGGACAACAUCAGUGCACAGUCAGUAUAAGGUGACCAAACAUCAGAGUACAGUUAUAAGGCCCCUAGUGAAAAUCCAGUCCAUCUACUCAUCAACUGUUUAAAGAACCCACUUUAUGAAAAUCCAGUCCAUCUGCUCAUCAACUGUUUAAAGAACCCACUUUAUGAAAAUCCAGUCCAUCUGCUCAUCAACUGUUU